Molecule: messenger RNA, 882 nt
Organism: Vollenhovia emeryi
Lineage: Eukaryota; Metazoa; Arthropoda; Insecta; Hymenoptera; Formicidae
Exons: 4
Coding region: 438-821 (127 amino acids)
Source: RefSeq, a predicted model, not a curated record
UAGACCGAGCUCUUUCGCAAGGUCGUAUCUCGAUUUUACGCAAUUUCUGGUUCUUUUUUUAAAUACUCAUUCUGGAGUUCCAGAACUUGACCAGCGUUCAAGCACAAAAUUGCGUAAAAUCGAGAUACGACAUUGCGGAAGAGAUCGGUCGAUAUGUGGCAUAUAAACGCGCGUCAGUUUUUCUUCCGAUUAAUUCAGACACAUUCUCGUAUCUUAAAUUGCAUUCGGUUUGAAAGAAAAUUUCAAAAGUGAAUUUUUUAUUUAUGUAAGUUUUCGCACAAACGGGUAAGAUUACGGCUCCAAAGGAUUGAAGUUAUUGAGUAUUAAAAUUAUACUUCGAUGUAUAACCUGUUUGUGAUAAGCGCAAUUCUGUGAAUUUCUUAUCUCUGGCUAAAAGUGGUUAUCGGUGAAGUGAAAAAGCACGUUUCAAAGCGACGAUGAAUCGAGAACAUAACGCAAACUAUGAAGAUCGCAUUGAAUUUACGAUCGCUUUAAUGACAAAAGAUUACGAGAAGGCUCGCGACGUUGGAAAUAGACUGCUGGAGCAAAACCGGGACGACGUAGGCGUUACCCGCGCUCUUAAUAUUCUGAAGCACAAAAUACGCGGAGGAUACCAAGGGUCAAGUUUAAUUGAAUUUAAACGCGAAGGAAGUGACGCGACCGGUGGCGACGAUACUGAUAUUAUAGACAACAAUGCUGACACGGGUCGAUUAAAUAAUGAAGUCAAGACUCAUCAUGAUUUUAAGAGGAAAAUGCAUAGAGUAAUAGCAAUAAAGUCCAAUCGAAGAGUUGCGCAAAUAAAGGAUUUGGAGACGUGUUAAAAAUCGGCAAUAUACCGGUACACUGAGAAAAAUUUCCAUCGAAUAGACAAAUUAAAUAGUA